Molecule: messenger RNA, 2076 nt
Organism: Alternaria alternata
Lineage: Eukaryota; Fungi; Ascomycota; Dothideomycetes; Pleosporales; Pleosporaceae
Product: DEAD-domain-containing protein
Exons: 2
Coding region: 1-2076 (691 amino acids)
Cellular component (GO): mitochondrion
Molecular function (GO): nucleic acid binding; ATP binding
Source: RefSeq, a predicted model, not a curated record
AUGUUCGGCGCAGUGAGAAGAUGUCCCGCGACACUCGCGAGGAAUCUUGCCUCAGUCUCUACUAGGACUCUCCGCACACCCCUCACCCACAACUCGAGCGUUCUGAGGAUACCACUGCAAUCAGCGCGCCUCCAGAAUGUCUCGUUCGCCGGCUUCCACAACAGCGCCACAAGGUGGCAACAAGAGGCUCAAGAGGAACAACAGAGCAUCGAGGAAGAUGGCCCCGUCACAGAGUUCAAGGAAUUGGCCACACGCGGACUCGUCCAUCCCAACCUCAUCAGGACUAUCACGAACCAGAUGAAGCUCACGACUAUGACGGACGUGCAGACCAGGACUAUCAACGAAGCCCUGAGCGGGGUUGACAUCAUCGCACAAGCAAAGACCGGUACCGGUAAAACGCUCGGUUUCCUCGUCCCCGUCAUCCAACGAAUCAUUGCGAGCGCCCCCGAGCUCGGCGAGAAGCCCAGAGGAUACAAGCGUGCGAAACCCGAUGACAUCCGGGCCAUUAUCAUCUCACCUACCCGAGAACUUGCAGAGCAGAUCGCUGUCGAGGCUAAGAAGGUGACUGCCGGUACCGGCAUCGUCACGCAAGUUGCAGUCGGUGGCACCCAGAAGAGGGCUAUGCUUCAGAAGACACAGCGCGAAGGAUGCCACCUAAUGAUUGCGACCCCCGGACGACUUUUCGACAUCCUUUCAGAUCCAUACUCUGGCGUCAAGGCCCCCAAAUUGAGUGCAUUGGUCAUGGACGAGGCCGAUCGCCUGAUGGACGACGGGUUCUCCAAGGAGAUUGACGAGAUUAAGAACUUCCUGCCCGACCCAGCUGAAGUCGAACGCCAAAACCUCAUGUUCUCCGCUACUAUUCCCCGCGAGGUUGUCGGCCUUGUCCGCGCGACCAUGCGACCCGGCUUCCACUUCGCAAAGUGUGUGGAUGAAAACGAAGAACCAACGCACCAGCGUAUCCCGCAGAAAUACGUCAACCUCGCCGGUUUCGAGAACAUCAUGCCUGCGCUGUACGAGCUCGUUCUGCAAUCGCAACAGAAAGCUCAAUCUGGCGAAAGCCGUCCAUUCAAGGCCAUUAUUUACUUCAACAGCACCGCUGAAGUCACAUUGGCAGCAUCGGUUUUCUACAAGCUCGGUGGUGGUUUCAAGCGCAAUACCCCUCUGUCUGGCCUCCGCGCCUAUGAGAUCCACGCCAAGCUCACCCAAGCGCAACGUACAAGGGCAGCAGAUGAUUUCCGCUUCGCAAAGUCCGGCAUCCUCUUCUCCUCUGACGUAACAGCUCGUGGCAUGGACUUCCCCGAGGUCACUCACGUCAUCCAAAUUGGUCUUCCCCGUGAACGCGACUCCUACAUUCACCGUCUCGGUCGCACAGGCCGUGCCGGAAAGGAAGGUGAAGGCUGGCUCUUCCUAACGCCCUUCGAGAAGCACGAGGUCCGCCGCCGUCUCAACAAUCUGCCCCUCCAAGAUGGAACCCACACGCUCGAGACUGCGACGGUUGAUAUGACACAAGCAGCUGAGAUGCCUGAGGACGUUGCGAAGAUUCUAUCUGACACUGUCGAGGCACACAAGAAGGUCUACCCUGACCAACUUGACGCCGCAUUCCGUGGCCUCUUUGGAAGCUUUCAGUGGUACGGUGACAAGCAGGGUCUGCUGGAAGGUGCGAACCGUCUAGCAGAGUUUGGUUGGGGUAUGCCUUCGCCACCACCACCGCCUGCUAGCCUCUACAUGGGAGGCCGUGGACGUGGCGGCGGCGGCCGUAGCGGUGGUCGUGGCGGAUUCGGAGGCGGCAGGGGAGACGGAGGUGGCUUCGGUGGUGACAGGGGUGGUGACAGGAGAGGCGGCGGCGGAUACGACCGUAGUUCGUACGGUGCUGAACGCAGUGGCCGAAGCGGAGGAUUUGGUGGCAACCGAGGUGGUGAUCGUGGCGGCUUUGGCGGCGAUAGGAGAGGAGGUGGUGGUUUCGGAGGUGACCGGAGAGGCGGAGGUGGCUUCGGUGGUGACAGGGGCGGUGACAGGAGAGGAGGAGGCGGCUUUGGUGGUGACCGACCAAGGAGGGAGCCAGCCUCACCCUUUUAA